AUGAGUCACAGUUUCUACUAUCAGAUCAUCGUCGCCACCGGACUGGCGCUGCUGCAAUUGGCCGCGCUGCUGCCGCCAGCGAGUGAAGCCGUCCGUUAUGUGCCAAAGUGGAAGAAGCAGGCCUGUGAGCUACCGACGCCACAGAACGAGUACUCGCACUACGUGUGUGACGACAAUGGCGACGUAAAGUGUCUUCCCGGCUGGGCCGGCGAUCUGUGCGAUGUUCCGAUCUGCAAGAAAGGCUGCGAUCCGCUCCAGGGCUACUGCAAACGGCCGGGCGAAUGCCGAUGCAAGCUGGGCUUCUACGGCGAGAACUGCAAUCGGUGCAUUCCACUUCCGGGCUGCCAACACGGCGGUUGCCAGGUUUCGUUCGAGUGUGUCUGCCACAAGGGCUGGGAUGGCAUCUUCUGCUCGGAACCGCUUUGCCGUGCCGAUUGCCAUCCGUCGCGGGGGUACUGUGAGGCCCCCGGGGAGUGCCGUUGCCGCUUGGGAUGGGCCGGUCCGACGUGCCGAGAUUGCCAGGUGUUGCCGGGUUGUCAACACGGAACAUGCUCCAAGCCCCUCGAGUGCAAAUGUCUUCCGGGAUGGACCGGAAUCCUCUGUCAGACACCGAUUUGUGCCGCCAACUGUAGUCGAGAGCACGGAUAUUGCCGACGCCCAGGCGAGUGCCGGUGUAAGGUCGGCUGGAUGGGUAAGGAUUGCGCCAAAUGCCACGCGUAUCCGGGCUGCGUGAAUGGGGACUGCCGACGACCGUGGGAAUGUAACUGUAAGCCUGGCUGGGGUGGAAUGCUCUGCGAUCAGGAGCUCAACUACUGUGAACAGAAUCCAGGGACCUGCCAGAACGAUGGCAAGUGCAAAUCACUGAUCAAGGAAGACGGCUUCUUCCGUUGCGAAUGCCCAACCGGGUACAAGGGCCGGAACUGUGAGAUUCUACCAAUGUCCAUGAUGACAUCGACCAGCACCACGGAGCCAACGUCGACAUCGGCAGCGACCGAUUCCGGUCCCAGCGAAGCAUCUCCGGAACUGGCAACAUCCACCGCGGGUACCGAAAGCCAGGAAGCCUAUCGAAAUGCGACGCUAACGAGCGCCAGUGACGACUUCAGCGCCGAGUACAGCUCAGAGGAUUUAGACAACGAGGCCUAA
Anopheles bellator is the source of this 1143-nucleotide messenger RNA. RefSeq names its product delta-like protein 1. Gene Ontology annotation, molecular function: calcium ion binding. The record is from RefSeq and is a predicted model, not a curated record. The coding region runs from base 1 to 1143 and encodes 380 amino acids. NCBI's taxonomy places the organism in Eukaryota, Metazoa, Arthropoda, Insecta, Diptera, Culicidae. Gene Ontology annotation, cellular component: membrane. The transcript has 4 exons. Gene Ontology annotation, biological process: cell communication.